Molecule: messenger RNA, 945 nt
Organism: Ceratina calcarata
Lineage: Eukaryota; Metazoa; Arthropoda; Insecta; Hymenoptera; Apidae
Product: chitin synthase chs-2-like
Exons: 3
Source: RefSeq, a predicted model, not a curated record
GGGCUACUCUCCCGCAAUAAGAACAAAGACGAAUCGAAGAGAUUCGUACUGGUGCUGAUCGAUAUUGCCGCGCUAGCCGCUCAGGGAACGAGUUUCUUUCUUUGGCCAUUGCUGAACAGUUCCCGGCCAUCGUUAUGGCUCAUACCACCGUCAUUGUUCCUCGUCUCCUGCGGCUGGUGGGAAAAUUAUGUCUCCAUGCAAAGUCCCUUCGGAUUCGUGAAAUCCUUGGCGCGGGUGAAGAAGGAAUUGCGGUUAACGCGGUAUUUCACCUACAUGUUCAUAUCAGUUUGGAAGAUAAUUGCGUUCUUCAUCAGCACGUUACUGAUUUUACACAUGAAAGAUGAAACCGUAGGCCAUUUGUUCUCCAAGUUGAGCUCGGCGUUUGGAAAACAUCAGAUCAUGAUUUCGACCGUGAGGCUGGACGCCACCGGCAGAGCCACCGACAUUAUAGACAUCCUCGAAGCCGAUAAUAACAGUAUAGACGCUUUUGUCAAUACUCCAAUAUACGUUCUGCUGUUGCAAAUAUUCGGUGCUUAUUUCGCAUACGUGUUCGGCAAAUUCGCGUGCAAGAUCCUAAUACAAGGUUUCAGCUAUGCUUUCCCGGUGAAUUUAACGAUACCGGUAUCGAUCUCGUUAUUAAUCGCCGCUUGUGGCCUGCGGAAUGACGACCCCUGCAUAUUUCACGCGACCAUACCGGAUUAUCUGUUCUACGAUUCGCCGCCGCCGCAUUUCCUCAAUGAUUUUGUUUCGAAGCAAUACGCCUGGGUAUGGCUACUCUGGCUAUUGUCGCAAACUUGGAUUACUUUGCACGUCUGGACACCGAAAUGCGAGCGUCUCGCGUCGACUGAGAAGUUGUUCGUCGUCCCUAUGUACAACUCCCUGCUGAUCGAUCAAUCGAUGGGACUGAACAGGAAAAGGGAUGAUCAACCGGAAGUGAAAGUCGAG